Messenger RNA from Oryzias melastigma (Indian medaka), 3348 nucleotides. It is a transcript of the gene pdlim5a, whose product is annotated as PDZ and LIM domain 5a. Gene Ontology annotation, cellular component: adherens junction; Z disc; stress fiber. Gene Ontology annotation, molecular function: muscle alpha-actinin binding; actin binding. Lineage: Eukaryota; Metazoa; Chordata; Actinopteri; Beloniformes; Adrianichthyidae. Gene Ontology annotation, biological process: actin cytoskeleton organization; heart development; muscle structure development. Bases 617 to 2320 code for a protein of 567 amino acids. The record is from RefSeq and is a predicted model, not a curated record. The transcript has 13 exons.
CCAAAAUAUCCAGCUGAAAGAUAAACCACCCCCUCUCCCCACUUCCUGCUUGCACGCCUCGUCUCUCUCCCUUAACCAUUCAGAGUGUACAGCAGCCAUCAUUAAUCCAUUCUUUCCCUUCUGAUGCCCCCUCCCUCCUUCAAACAUUAGGAAUAUUUUUUGUGUUGAAUUUUCUUUUGCAUCAGACCCCUCCGCCCCCUUUUCUGUGUUUGAACCACUCCACCCAUGACUGAACCCCACCUCCUUUUUCCGCCCACUCCAACCUCUACCCAUUCUUCUCUACCCCUCCUUCUCCUUUUCUCCCCUCCUCCACCUUUACCCUCCCCUCUGUUAUUAACAACUAUAAAAGAGCGUACUGUCCCCCUCCGCCUCCCUCACACGGUCGGUCGGUGUGCUCGCUGGAAGGGACAGUCCAGAGGAAACUGGGAUUUAAACUGUCUACAGUACCUGACUGCUGCUGGGGAAAUUCCAAUAAAGAGACUUUGGACGAACACCUUGAAAGAAGCGACUUCUCACCAAAGCAAAUUAGCCAAAAUCUGUCAAAAACGCACCAGUUUCCUUUAAUCUGCAACAUUAAAAAAUUGACACAAGUACCCAACGACUUAUCGCAGAAACCAUGAGCAGUAACUACAGCGUCAUUCUGUUGGGCCCCGCCCCCUGGGGCUUCAGGCUGCAAGGAGGAAAGGACUUCAACAUGCCCCUCACCAUCUCAAGGCUGACAGGUGAUGGGAAGGCGGCUAAAGGCGGCGUAGCCGUUGGAGACGUCGUUCUUUCCAUCGACGGGAUCUCUACAGACGGCAUGAACCACCUGGAGGCCCAGAACAAAAUCAAGACCUGCUCCGGCAACCUGAGCCUUACCCUGCAAAAGGCCUCUAGUGUUCAGAAACCUCCUCCUGUGGCCCCUAAGGACGACAGAUUAGACAUCAUAAAACCAGUCGCCAUUACCCACCCAGCUCCUCCAUCCCACCCCCACUGUUCCGUCUCCUACAACAAGGCCCCCAGACCCUAUGGAGGCUGCAGCUCCGACAGCCAGUACUCUCCAUCACAGCCGCCUUUAGCCACAGUCAUCCCCUCGCCGUCCUCAGCGUUUACUCCGGCAUCGUCCCGAGCCAGUCCUCCUCCCGCCCCUCCUCCUCUUCCCCCUCCCUUGGUUUCUUAUCCAUCCUCUGCCUCCUCCUCCCCCCCUGUCCUUGUCCCACCUCAACCAUCCGUGUAUAACACUCCCAUCAACCUCUACUCCACUGAGAAUGCAUGUGAAGUGGCCAUGGGUCAGAGGCGGGGCCUGUUGGAGAGUCAGAGCAAAAACGUACCGCUUCAGUUGAAUGGAGCUCCCAGACAACAUAUUGUGGACACAGACAUCCAUUUUUACCACGUACCUACUCACGCGGACGCCAGUAGAAAGCGGAUAAUGGAGGACACGGAGGACUGGCGGCCACGCACAGGCACCACCCAGUCGAGAUCCUUCAGGAUCCUGGCUCAGAUCACAGGCACCGAGAGCGCUCAAAAAGAGGAAGACGAUUCGGCCAAAAAGACCAAUGGACGGAGUGAGGAACCUGAGCUUAACUCUCAUGAGUGUGCGGUUGUGAAGACUAUGAUCAAAGGACCUCCUCCAACCCAGAGCCACAGUCCACACACAGGUUUGAUCACUCCAACUUUUGGGAUGAAAGGUAAUAAGGUCCAAAAGGGUCCAGUUCCAGCCAGACCUUUGCCUCAGCCUCACCCCAAAGACGAGGACUCCCUGGUCCAGAUGGCAGAACAUAUCCCUGCUGGAACUCGAACUCCCAUGUGUGCCCACUGUAACAUUGUGAUCAGAGGACCGUUUUUGGUAGCAAUGGGAAAAUCAUGGCAUAAGGAGGAAUUCAACUGUGCUCACUGCCGCACGUCCCUGGCAGACAUAGGCUUUGUGGAAGAGAAUGGAUGUGUGUACUGUGAGCACUGCUAUGAAGAGUUCUUCGCUCCAACAUGCAGCCGCUGCCAGGCCAAGAUACUGGGGGAGGUGAUAAAUGCCCUCAAACAGACCUGGCAUGUGCACUGCUUCAUGUGUGCUGCCUGCCAGCAGCCCAUCAGGAACAACACCUUCCACCUGGAGGACGGAGAGCCGUACUGUGAGCAGGACUUCUACAGUUUGUUUGGGACCAGCUGUCAUGGCUGCGAGUUUCCCAUUGAGGCCGGAGAUAAGUUCCUGGAGGCGCUUGGUUACACUUGGCAUGACACCUGCUUUGUCUGUGCUGUGUGCUGUAACACACUGGAGGGUCAGACGUUCUAUUCAAGAAAGGACAAACCUCUUUGCAAGAAACAUGCAAACACACUAAAAAUAUGAAUCCUGGAUCGUUCAUGUCCUCUCUGCUGCCAUCUUCUUUGCUACAGGAGAGACUCCUAUAGGUGUAAGGCUUAGUUUAAGUAAGAAUAAUAGUCAAGCAUUAGUCAUUCCUGCAUGUUGGCGGAUUGUUCUUUGUUAUAAGGAGCGAGACUUUUAUGUUGAUUCAGAAUCUCAAUUUUUUUUACUGGAAAAUGACAGAGCUCUUAAAUAAAUAGUAGAUAUGCUUAAUAGAUUUAAUGCACUCAUACGAUGGACAGUUUGACUGUUGAAAGGAGCAGAUAAUAGAUAUUUGUUUUUAUUAUCUAAAAGCCAUUUUAAUCCCUAAAAAGUAUUCAAAAAUAUCUGUUCAUAGUCGUGCUAUUGGUAGGCUAUAAAAGAGAGAUUUCAUUCGCAUUUGAAAUAAACUGACUCUUAUUUUAUUGCUUUAAAUGCUGUUAAUAAAAUAGAUUAGCACAGCAAAACAGUAAAAAAUAUGACUGCAGAGGAUUUAUUCCUCUGUGUGACUGCAGACGAGGCAACAAUGUAAAAUUUUUACAUAUUUACUUGUACUAUAUAGGGCCAUUUUCAGCAAAAAUAGUAUCUUUGGUUGUAUUUUUUUCAAUUUUGACAACUAGAUGUUUCCUUACUAUAAAUAUAUCCUUUCAAAAAGCGUUCUAUACAAACAUACUCUAUCUCAUAAACCACUUACUGUUGAAUUCUUUGAGGAUUGCUGAACAUAUUUUUCUUUUCAGACCUUUUCAUGCAUUCUUUUUGCAGAUGUAUUGUAUUAUGUCUCUUUUUUUAUGAGUAAUGCAAAAACAUAUAGUUUGUGAGACUGGAGCCAAUGGAACAAAAUAACUGUGCAUUCUUUGUCAUCUAUAUGUGGCUUGACCAUUUCACAAACAUGAUGACACUGGAGUGGGCUAAAACUUACAAUAUAGUAGCAAUAUUUGACAGUGGGCAACAUCACAAGAUGUCCCUAACUCAGUAACAAGAACAUGCUUGAUUUUGAGUAAAUAUAUACAUUUCUUCAAUUUGAAAAAAAAAAA